Solea solea (common sole) is the source of this 1706-nucleotide messenger RNA. It is a transcript of the gene fkbp1ab, whose product is annotated as FKBP prolyl isomerase 1Ab. The coding region runs from base 123 to 449 and encodes 108 amino acids. NCBI's taxonomy places the organism in Eukaryota, Metazoa, Chordata, Actinopteri, Pleuronectiformes, Soleidae. The transcript is spliced from 5 exons. The record is from RefSeq and is a predicted model, not a curated record. Gene Ontology annotation, molecular function: peptidyl-prolyl cis-trans isomerase activity.
UGUCAGACUCUCAGGCUGCAGGAAGAGAAGAGUCACUGGGCGCUCUCUCUCUCACACACACACACACACAGACAGACACACACAGACAGACAGACAGACAGAGCAGCUCACCGUAGAGAAACAUGGGAGUCGAGAUCGAGACCAUCAGCCCCGGAGACGGACGGACUUUCCCCAAAGCAGGACAGACGUGUGUGGUGCAUUAUGUGGGCUUCCUGACAGACAGAACCAAGUUUGACUCUUCUCGGGACAGGGAGAAACCUUUCAAGUUCAAGAUCGGCAGGAAGGAGGUCAUCACUGGCUGGGACGAGGGAGUGAAGCAGAUGAGUGUCGGUCAAAGGGCCAAGCUGACCUGCUCGCCUGAUUAUGCGUACGGAAAACAAGGCCACCCGGGCGUCAUCCCUCCCAACGCCACCCUCAUCUUUGAAGUGGAACUACUGGCACUGGAGUGAAACAAACCCACAGCCUUUUUCUGUGUCGUGAGACUACCGACCUGAACGACCCGCAGAGAAACGAGAGGAGUCUGCACUUGAUUCUGUGAGAGGCUUGAGUUUAAUAGUUCCACGACUUAUUUCGUCAAACUACGACAGUUUGUGUUCUUUUUGUCUUGAGUUAAACCUAUUUUUUUUCCAUCAUAUUCUUUCUUCCUCUGGAGAGUUUGGGCCAUAACCAUAACAUCCUCUAUGUUGUUCAUCUUGAAUAAUUUUUUUGAUUUAUGCUUUAAUUUGUGUUAUUUUGUGUGUUUUUGUUGGUAAGAGCGACAUUCACCCCCCGUAAUAAGCUAAUGUGUGUUGAUAGUAUAAAGGUUCCAGAGUUGGUGCUUCUUUUAUAACGAACCAAAUAAGGAAAAACACUUGUAUCCAGCUUGUGUUGGAUUUAGUGGCCACAUGGAGUGAGACUCCGUCCUUAACGGCGCGACACAGGAACUGUGCUCUCAUUUAAAUUGUAAACCCAAGUGUGAGCCCAAUGGGCCGAUUGGCGCCGAGAAGAACCCGUCCCAGUUGUAGAUGUAGAGUUCUAACAUGUGCCUACAUUUUCUCAUCAGACACGUGGACGUAGCGGCCUUGCCCCCUCCGUCUGCAUGUUCAAGGAAAUCUCCGUAUGUAGAUGUUGUGCGCUUUGCAUCAGCGUUAGCACUGCCUCCUCAACUCUUUAAACCCCAUUUAAAGCCAUAUACAGCAGGUAGAACAGCGCACAGAUCAAAUGGAAAAAAAUAAAGAGAAAUGCUUGAAAUUUAGGGGGAAAAAAUGGGGGGGGGGGGGGGUUAAUGAGAAAUCAAUGAAAUUAUGACUUUGUUUUUGUGGUAUUAUUUUAAUUGUGUAAUUUUUCAUAUGCCAACUUUCUAUUUCUGAGAAUCAACAAAGUUAAUGUACGCAUAAUCUAUCACGACAGAUGAUGAUGAUGAUGUGCUCUUUUUUUGUAGGUUUUAUUUUAUAGAGUCAGUUAACAGUACCACACUGCCUAACUACAUACAUACGGUAUGUGUGGGUGCAGGAUCUUAGCGGUUUUAAAUGGAGUUUAAAUGAAGGAAAGCGCUGGCCCCGGCCAUCAGAUACUGACUGUGGCUGUUAAUGUUACAUGUUAUUAGCCAAAGCUGCAGCUGGUAUGGCAGCAGUCCACCUCUAUACUGUGUAGUUAUGUGCUGAUAUGUCACUGUGUGCAGGCGAAACCAAUGAUGGCAUAUUUAAAAUAAAAAGAAGUGCUCUCCA